AUGAAGGUCGCCCAGCUCGCCGCCCUCCUCGUCAGCUUGACGCCCGCUGCCCUGGCCGACUGGCCCGAGGCGGAGGGCAAAACGAUCCGGUACACGCCCGUGCCGGGCUAUUUCCUGCAAGACAAGCCCGACACGGACCCCAGCGGCUUCGACUAUGCCAGCGUCAACUUUGGGCUCAUUGAGCGAUCGUACCCGACGGACAAGCGCUUCGACCCCCAAGGCGAGAGGAGCCAGUGGGAGCGGUUCGAGCAUUGGCUACAGUACCUGAACGCAGGGUGCAACCGAGACGGCGGCGUGCAGUACAAGAUGCUGUUCAUCGGCCGCCAUGGCCAGGGCUGGCACAACGCCGCCGAGUCCUUCUACGGGACACCCGCCUGGAACUGCUACUGGGCCGAGCAGCAAGGGAACGGCACCGCCAUCUGGGCCGACGCUCACACGACGCCCGCCGGCGAUCUCGAGUCCUACAAGGCCAACGCCUACUUCAAGGAGCGCUACGACCAGGACAACAUGCCGCGCUUCUCGUCGUACUACUCGAGCCCCCUCACGCGCUGCACGAUCACGGCGAACCUGACCUUUGGCGACAUGGAGGAGGCCGGCUACCUGCCAGAAGAGCACCCGUUCGUGCCCGUUGUCAAGGAGGGCUUCCGGGAGGGUAUGACGGUGCACACGUGCAACCAUCGCUCGGACCGAUCGUACAUCGAGGCCAUGUUCCCCUGGUACCGCUUCGAGGCCGGCUUCACCGAGGAGGACGAGCUGUGGCGCUCCUACGAGAGCGAGACGGGCGAGGCCCAUGACGCGCGCUCCAAGGCCGUCCUCGACGAAGUCUUCCGGGGCGCGGACGGCGACAGCGGGGCAUGGGUCAGCAUCACCACCCACUCGGGCGCCGCCACCCGGCUGCUCAAGGCCCUGGGCCACCGCCCGUUCCGCCUCAGCACGGGACAGAUCAUCCCCGUCCUGGUCAAGGCCGAGGCGGUCGAGCUCCAGCCGGAGCCCACGUUUGUGGCGCACGAGCCAUACUCGACGUGCACGAGCCCGCCCAUCACGAGCAUCCCCGGCGAGGGAUGCGUGUGCUCGGCCACGACGGCGCUGUCGUCGCUUGUCCCGUCCGCCACGGCCUCGGGUCUGUGA
Messenger RNA from Emericellopsis cladophorae, 1128 nucleotides. Its product is annotated as putative phosphoglycerate mutase. The transcript has 3 exons. Lineage: Eukaryota; Fungi; Ascomycota; Sordariomycetes; Hypocreales; Bionectriaceae. Gene Ontology annotation, cellular component: cytoplasm. Gene Ontology annotation, molecular function: phosphatase activity. The record is from RefSeq and is a predicted model, not a curated record. The coding region runs from base 1 to 1128 and encodes 375 amino acids.